Botrytis deweyae is the source of this 495-nucleotide messenger RNA. RefSeq lists its product as uncharacterized. The transcript is spliced from 3 exons. The coding region runs from base 52 to 321 and encodes 89 amino acids. NCBI's taxonomy places the organism in Eukaryota, Fungi, Ascomycota, Leotiomycetes, Helotiales, Sclerotiniaceae. Gene Ontology annotation, biological process: cellular heat acclimation. The record is from RefSeq and is a predicted model, not a curated record. Gene Ontology annotation, molecular function: transcription corepressor activity. Gene Ontology annotation, cellular component: nucleus; cytosol.
UAGUAACGUCGCUCUAUCUAUCUACAAAAUCAUACCAACUAUCCCACAAUCAUGGCAACAAACGAUAUUAAAUCCCCAAACCCAAAUCGCAUGUCCACCAUCUCCACCACAUCUGCAGCAACCGAUGCCUCAGCCACCGCUGAGCUUUCUCUCGUUGUCGAUGAACUUCUAAAUUCUCUCUCGAAUAAAUUCGCUGGCGUUUCGAGCGAGAUUUUCGCAAAGAUGGACGAAAUGUCGCGACGUUUAGAUAAUCUCGAGGCUACACUGCAAAGUAAUAUGGAUCCGAAGGGGGACGGCCGAGGCAGCCCUACGAAGAUGUAAUCUGCAAGGUACAACUACAUUACCAUAUUCUUGAUUAAAUUUUGGAGCCGAUAGAUGAGGGGGAAUAUAGAUUGCAGUGUUGUCAAACGUGGGUGGAAUUGCAUACGGAAGUUUGAUUACAAUUGUACAAACGGGCGUUGAAAUGGGAGGACAUGGGACGAGAUACCAAGGUAG